GAGGGUCUGUCUAGUAGUCUUCGUUUUUCCAUUCACACACACAAUGAGCAAGGGAUCCUUCUGGCGAGCUGCUGGUCUCAACUACCUCGAGUACUCCAACCUCGCUGCCCGCUACCUGCGCCGAGCACUCAAGGAGGCUCCCCAGGCCAAGGCCCUCAAGCGCGAGGAGCACAACCUCCGUGUCUCGCUCUAUGAGAACGGCAAGGCCACCCCUGCCAAGUUCCUCAAGAACACCCAGCAGUAAAACUUUCGCAAUGGUUCGUGCAAAGUCCAUCGAUUAACGACAGUGAUGCUUCAAAAAUCCGUUUUUUUGCUCGGUGUCAUUCUUGUAAAAACAACACCAAAACCUUUCACCCCGA
This is a messenger RNA of Capsaspora owczarzaki ATCC 30864, 359 nucleotides long. RefSeq lists its product as hypothetical. Gene Ontology annotation, molecular function: proton-transporting ATP synthase activity, rotational mechanism. Gene Ontology annotation, biological process: proton motive force-driven mitochondrial ATP synthesis. NCBI's taxonomy places the organism in Eukaryota, Filasterea, Ministeriida, Capsasporidae. The record is from RefSeq and is a predicted model, not a curated record. The transcript has 4 exons. Bases 44 to 244 code for a protein of 66 amino acids. Gene Ontology annotation, cellular component: mitochondrial inner membrane.